Molecule: messenger RNA, 1551 nt
Organism: Monomorium pharaonis (pharaoh ant)
Lineage: Eukaryota; Metazoa; Arthropoda; Insecta; Hymenoptera; Formicidae
Product: G patch domain-containing protein 11
Exons: 3
Coding region: 195-941 (248 amino acids)
Cellular component (GO): kinetochore
Molecular function (GO): nucleic acid binding
Source: RefSeq, a predicted model, not a curated record
CUCAAGUUCAACCGUUGCAAAUCUGAAGGUGUAGAAAAGUGCGAAUUGAACUGGCGUCUUUCGCAGAAAGAAAAGAAUUUUUUAGGAAAAAAACUUACAAGCAAUAUAAAUAAUUAAGCAUUUACGGAUCAUCAACAAGGUCGCGUAAAAAUCUCGGAGAUAAUUUACUAUAUUAGGCAAUUUCACUUGGAACGAUGUCGGACGAUGAAGACUAUAUGUCUGAUAAAUUUUUACAUCCCGAACAACGUGUUUCAUCGAGUCUUAUAUACAGGCAUUCCGAUAAAAGAGAAUUUACAUUGAUGAAGAAAAAGACUGAGAUUGAAUCUAGGAUGAGGGAACAAAGUAAGUCGAUACGGACAGUCGAAGUGGAAAAAAGGGAGCAAGGCUUGUCAUCUGCCAUCACUAGUGCAAAUAAAGGUUUUGAAAUGCUAAUGAAGAUGGGAUAUAAACCUGGUCAAGGAAUAGGCAAGACUCAAUCAGGAAUGACUGAACCAAUUCCAGUGGAAGUGAAGGUGGAUAGACAAGGUUUGGGAAAAACACUGAAGAAAAAAGACUCGCACAAGUGUGAAAACAUUAAUGCAAAGUUAGAUAACAUGGCUACUAGAAAUUUCCGUAGCAGGAUAGCUCAAGAAAAGACAGAACAGCUACAGAAGAUCGAUUUACAUAAAAGUCAAAAGGUGUGCCAAGAAUUAGAUACUAAAGAUGAUAUUGAAAAACCUCAAGAAUCAUGGUUUUGGCCAGAGACUAAGGAAGAAAAAGAAGCCGAUGAUUCUAAUGAUGACAUUGAGGAUGACGAAACGUUCAAUGAUUUAGAAAAACUUGAUAUUCUUACUAGAUAUUUAAGAAAGAAAUACUUUUAUUGCAUCUGGUGUGGAACAAAGUUCAAUGACGAAGACGAUUUAAGAGACAAUUGUCCGGGAAGUACAAGAAACGAUCAUUAAAUAUGUUUAACAUGGAACAUUACACAAUCAAUAACAUUAUGUUACACACACACACACACACACACACACACACACACACACACACACACACAACACACACAACACACACACCUCUUUCUCUUUCUAUUAUAUUAGAAAAACAAUAAAUAGUUAAUAAAUUUCGGACGUCGUUAAAAUCAUUCUUCAAUCUUGUCGACUAUGUGUUUCGGAAACACAAUAUAAUACGGACAAAAGAAAUUCAAGGUAAAAUUACAUUACUUAAAAUAUGUAGAAAUAAACUCAUUGUGUACACGAGACAUAAAAAACCCAUUAGCCGGUAUAAUGCAAAACAUUGAAAAAGUAAUGUCUCGGGCGAGAAAAAUCGAGCACCGAACAACUCUAAGAGCAGGGAAGUCAUUAUCCUUUACCACCUCGAGAUCCAACUAUGCUAUUAAAACAGCAGGGGAUUGCUACAACCCUCCCCCCUCCUCCAUUAACUUUUACACUCGACGAAGAGGGAUCAGAAAUUACCUAUAAAAGCAUAACGUUUGAUUGUGUCUUUUCUCAUUUUAUCCGGCAACUUGUACCGCGGUGAAUGUUUGUUAAAAGUACAUCAAUAAAAACAGUACUA